GCGGAGAAGCAGAAGAUUGUCCACGUCUCCGCGCUCAUACAGUGUUGAUGGAGGAGCAGAAACAAGAGCUGAACUGUUGAAGAAACGAUUGACGUCAUGUUUCAAGUCUACCCUUGUUGCUAGUGUCCACUUUGAAUAAUAUAAGAAUAUGGUUUCCAGAAGAAGCUCCUGUACUCAGCAAAAGUCAUCUGGUACUCUCCACAUGAACACAUCUCAGAGACGAACAAAGGAACAUAGCAAAGAGAGAAUUCACUACUGCUCGGAGUGUGGAAAGAGUUUUCAUCGUCAUAGUAAUCUCCAGCGACACCAGCGCAUUCACACAGGAGAGAAGCCGUAUCACUGCUCAGACUGUGGCAAGAGUUUCACUGUACACAGUCAUCUUCAACAACACCAGCUUAUUCACACAGGAGUUAAACCAUAUUACUGCUUGGAGUGUGGGAAGAGUUUUAAUAAACAGAGUAAUCUCCAACAACACCAGCUCAUUCACACAGGAGAGAAGCCGUAUCACUGCUCAGAGUGUGGGAAGAGGUUCAGUCAACAGAUUAUUCUCCAACGACACCAGCGCAUUCACACUGGAGAGAAACCGUAUCACUGCUCAGAGUGUGGAAAGAGUUUUACUGUGCAGAGUACUCUCCAACGACACCAGCGCAUUCACACAGGGGAGAAGCCUUAUCACUGCUCAGAGUGUGGGAAGAGUUUUAAUCAACAGAUUGUUCUCCAAAAACACCAGCGUAUUCACACAGGAGAGAAGCCGUAUCACUGCUCUGAUUGUGGGAGGAAAUUUACCGUACAGAGUACUCUCCAAAAACACCAGCGCAUUCACACAGGAGAGAAACCGUACUACUGCUCAGACUGUGGAAAGAGUUUUAGGCAUUCAAAGACUGUGAAGACACACAAGUGCAGUGGUGAAAAUAUGCAUACAUGAAUGUAAUCAUAACACCAUGCCGGGAGUCUGGAGAAAACUGCUUCCAUCCCAGAUUCAAGUCAGAUUUACUUUAGAGGGGAAAACCAUGUUUUGUUGUUUUUUACUGUGUCUACAUCAUAGGCAUAAAACUAAAUGUAUUCUCCUGUUCUAAAGUCAAGCCUACAGUAUGCAAGGAAUUUUGGUUUUGAACUAUUAUGAAUCUGUUUAACAUUUAUUCUGUUAUUAUUAUUGUUCUUUCAUUGAUUGAAUAAUGUAUAUGUGUGAUUAUUACGAUUCUAUGAGAUGUGAAUAACAUUUAUCUGAAUAAGAAGUCUCUUUUUCUGUACUAUGUGCAGAGCAUUGUUAAUCUUCACAAGAACAUGGAGACCCUAAAGCCUUGCCAAUUGUCCUGGUGUAGGGCAGAAAAAAGCUGGUCAGUGAAUUCUGGCUCUGUAAUGUUUGUACUCUGCUUUGGGAAGAACUGCUCUACCCCUACCCCAAACAGACACCAUCUAGAUUUCAGAGACCUGAGCAGUGUUCAGACACCCUGAAAUUUACCGCUUUUUCCUACCUGUCAUGGAAACCAUAUUUGUGACGCCAUCUAACUGUUUGUCUGAAUACCAGAGGAGACAAGAAAAGCCACUUCAAACACAUAUCAAAUCAGCUUCCAUCAGAGGAUUAAUGUGUGUGUGCUAACCAGGGAGUCUUCUACAGAUUUUAAAGUGAAAUUACUGCAUGCAUGCCUAGAGAGAACAGACAUGGAGCAACCCAAUUAUAUUUAAUUUCUGUGUUUUGUUUGUGUUUACAUAUUUUCUGUGUUGUGCAUGUUGUACUUGUAGAACAAAAUAAAAAAAACAUGUAGUAGAAAACCA
Messenger RNA from Colossoma macropomum (tambaqui), 1776 nucleotides. RefSeq names its product gastrula zinc finger protein XlCGF49.1-like. Gene Ontology annotation, biological process: regulation of transcription by RNA polymerase II. The record is from RefSeq and is a predicted model, not a curated record. The coding region runs from base 149 to 925 and encodes 258 amino acids. The transcript is spliced from 2 exons. Lineage: Eukaryota; Metazoa; Chordata; Actinopteri; Characiformes; Serrasalmidae. Gene Ontology annotation, cellular component: transcription regulator complex; PcG protein complex. Gene Ontology annotation, molecular function: RNA polymerase II cis-regulatory region sequence-specific DNA binding; DNA-binding transcription factor activity, RNA polymerase II-specific.